AUGGGCCUCUAUACAUGGGCUCAGAUAUACACCAACAGGACUAUACAGUAAAAAGAGACAACUGAGGAAAACAUGCCCAGCGAUCACUAGACUAGAGUACUACCAUGGCAGAGCUACUGUACUAGUGACCGAAAUACAGGGCCAACCGAUACAAGCGAGCUUCCUAGCCCCAACCGAGGAAACUGAUUGAUAUUUUGUUACAGGCUCGAUUUAACUCAUUUAUUUUAUUGUAUAUCUUUUUACAGCUCAUUGUUAGGUCCCAUGAAGGACCAGAUGCAAGGGACCAGCGUAUUGAUCUUUCAGGAAUGAAUAAUGGAUUCACAAUUGAUCAUCAGGUGAAUUCUGGGAAGUUGAUUACUGUUUUCAGUGCACCUGAUUAUCCACAGUUUCAGGCUUCAGAGGAACGGUACAAUAACCUCGGAGCAUAUCUUGUGCUCCGUGCUCCAGAUUUUGCCACACCAAUGUUCUGCAGCUUUGAGUCUGUCUGUGAAUCAAAAUCAGCAAUGCAUGUUUACUACGCGCCCAGAUUUAGGCAACAAUUUGACAUGUAUCUACCUUUGAUGCAGGCGCCUGCAUACUACGACUCCAAGGAAGUGAUGGACUCCGAUGAAGAACUUGAUUAUUCUGCCAUGGAUCGAGAUUGAAGAUGCAUGCAUCACGUAUUCUACUUUGCAGAAGACCGGUCGUUCUCACCACUGCAGAAGACCGGAGGACUACCCCCUUUGGCCUUUGCAGCAGAAAAUGGGACACUGGUCACCUCGGGACUGUACAGGAUGAUCAAUGCAAGCAGAGACCCAAGUCAGCAGACAAAAAACACUUUCUGGAACUCGAGAGCACCACCCCGGGUCCAAUUCUUCACCUGGUUGCUCCUACAUGGCAGCCUACAAUGCAAAACAAAUCUCUUCCAGAAAAAAUAUCGUUGAUGUUACUUGUGAUCUUUGUACGGGGCACCUGAGACUGUGGAGCAUUUGCUGUUCUUCUGCCCCUUUUCAGCGUCCUUUUGGGAGCGUCUGGGCGUCCAAGUGAGAUCGGAUGCCACCGAACGCGACCAGCUCCAUCGCCACAGGCCGGAAACUCUGUCGAUGGCUCACUAGACACCUUUAUCCUGCUGUGCUGUUGGCAACUGUGGAAGCGGCGCAAUGUGGGAUUGUUUUCUGGCAGGAGAUCAUGUCCCCCGCAACCAUCGCCCAUCAGUGGAGAUUCUUACGACGACCGGGCUCUGCUAUGUUGGGCGGCGCACGGAUCAUCGGCGCUCAGCGCGUCGAGGAUCGGAGGAGAAACAGGAACAGCGGCCGAGCGCGAUUUAACGGCCACAUGAGGCGCAGGGAGUGGACGGUAAUUCAAACACGGUCCACCCGGUCCGGUCGCGGUCGGUAUCUUCUUUUAUUUUAGGGUUAAUUGGAUUGGUACCAUUACAAUUUUCACAAAUUAGAAAUAUACUAUUAUAAUUCACCAUAUUGAAGAUA
Panicum virgatum (switchgrass) is the source of this 1466-nucleotide messenger RNA. RefSeq names its product serine/threonine-protein phosphatase 7-like. Gene Ontology annotation, cellular component: cytosol; nucleus. Gene Ontology annotation, molecular function: protein serine/threonine phosphatase activity. The record is from RefSeq and is a predicted model, not a curated record. The transcript has 2 exons. The coding region runs from base 306 to 644 and encodes 112 amino acids. NCBI's taxonomy places the organism in Eukaryota, Viridiplantae, Streptophyta, Magnoliopsida, Poales, Poaceae.